Glossina fuscipes is the source of this 1206-nucleotide messenger RNA. RefSeq lists its product as uncharacterized. The coding region runs from base 248 to 1180 and encodes 310 amino acids. Gene Ontology annotation, biological process: regulation of cell differentiation. NCBI's taxonomy places the organism in Eukaryota, Metazoa, Arthropoda, Insecta, Diptera, Glossinidae. Gene Ontology annotation, cellular component: membrane. The transcript is spliced from 8 exons. The record is from RefSeq and is a predicted model, not a curated record.
GGAAAACCAAAAAAAAAAAAAAAAGUAGAAACUUGUAAUCAUCGCAUCAUCCUUCCUGACUCACACUCUGAAAAUUAUACGAAAUUGUCUAAAUCUCUGUAAACGAAAAAGCAGCCGCGACAGACACUUUACGCUUAGACACUUAAAACUCAUUAGGUAAAGCAAGCAAAAAAAAAAAAAACUUUCAAGCUUCAUUUUCAUAAAGUAAGAGAGAAACUUAAGAAAAACAGUAAAGCAAGCUGCCAUCAUGUUUUCCAUGUGCUCCAAAGUCAAACCACAAAACUCAAUGAAUACACAACAGCAGCAGCAGCAGCCAACGGGUAAUGUUGGUAAACAAAUCAAAGGAGGCUAUCUAUUGCGUUAUAAAAAACAAUUGUUGUGGAAGAAAUGGACUGAAGAAUGGGUGGUUUUGUAUGACGAUUCAACUAUGGCUUGGUUUACGGAACCUGGCCGAUCAUCGCCAGCUGGUAAAAUUCUUGUUAAAGAGGCGCCAGAAAUGUUGGCCAUAGCUCAUUGGACUGGGCAAAUACCGCGUAGACCACCUCUACCCGAAGGUUGCAGUGUUUCGCAAUUGAUUGCUUUGGGUUCGCGUCGAAAACGUUCGAAAGUAUAUUGGAUGCUAGCAAAAUCCGAACAGGAAGUCAGUGAAUGGAUUGAUGCUAUUACGAAAACCUUGCCACCACCGCCACAAAUUGAAUUGGUUGUAGAUAAGCCACAUCUAAUGAAUGUUUUACGUAGACCUUUGGUACGCAUAAGACCGGCAACGUCGACGGAGGUCAAGCAAAGGAAAGCUUUGGCAAAUAGUAAAAUAUCAGUUAGUCAAAGGACAUUUUAUAAUCAGAAUCCUUUAAUUAAAAGUGACGCUGCCGUAGCAAUAUUGAGUAAAAAACCGGAUUCGAAAGCUUCAUUGGCCUGCCCAUUGCCAUGGGGUCAUGGUUGGGGUUGGGCUACUUUACCGAACGGUGUAUGGAGUGGAGGCUUAACUUGGUCACAAUGUGAGGAUACUUUUACAUUGCAUGCACUGCCAACAACGCACUGCACCAAUUUAAUAGAUACGACAUGCAGUGGCGCCAUUUAUCAUACCGAUAUUGGAGGGUUCGAUUUUCAUUCUACCGGCGUUGAGGAUUUAGGCGGUGAGGACUUUGACUAUGCCAUGGAUUGCGGUGAUUUUAUAUUUUAAGUAAAUUAAGGGAAACAAUUUUUUUA